UUUAGUUGGAAAUAAGAAUGAACAGUGGCAUUGAACAUUUCUGGACUGAUCAACUGAUUCCGAAAUCGAUUAUAUGUUGUAUUGAAGAUCUAUCACCCGCUGGGACCAUUGCCGGGGAAACUACUAAAGUUCACUACAAUCCCCAGAAUCCAUCUCAUUCCUAAAUCUCCGGCCGCACUGCAAUACGGGACUUCCGGGAUUUAGAAACUACAAUUCCCAGAAACCUUGUACAAUCACUUCCGGUCAUAUACUUCUGAUCGCAAUAUAAACAAAGAGACUUCCUGUUUCAGAAACUACAUUACCCAGAAGCCACGGAUCAUCACUUCCAGUCGCAGCUUUUUUAAGAAUUUCCACCAGUUAUUGCCCCUAAACAAGUUCCACUGACACCAAUCACCUAUACCACUCUAUCACCAACGAACUAAUUCAAAAUAGGUGAAAUAGAGGCCGAUUUCAACACACAUCCUCCCGAGGUCAUCCGGAACCGGAAGUGAUGUCAUCAAGUUCAAACCCCGGCCAUUUACUAUAAAUUCAUCACCAAUACAGUCUUCCAUCAGCCUUGACAAAGAGUGACUUACUCGAAACGCGUUGGGGAGGACUAUUGCCUGUUGGACUUCGCCCCGCCCGUUCUGUGGGAAAGCUCCUGAUUCUUUUAACUACAAGAAAUUCUUUGAAUUGGUCGGCCUAAAGCUCAAGAGCAAAGAUGACAUGAAAAAGGUUUUCCAAAUGCUGGAUCAAGGCCAGGAUGGAUUUAUUGAGGAGGAUGCAGUGGCUCUUAUAAUGAAAGGAUUCUCCCAUGAAGGAAGAUCUCUUACUGAAAAGGAAAUAAAGGACGUCCUAGCCGAUGGUGACAAAAAUGGAGAUGGAAAAAUUAGUCUUGAUGCUCCCGCUUCUUUUAACCCGAAGAAAUACUUUGAACUGCUCGGCCUAAAUAGAAAGAGUAAAGAUGACAAGAUACAGGUUUUCCAUAUGCUGGAUCAAAACGCGAGUGGAUUUCUUGAGGAGGAUGACCUUGGUCUUAUAAUGAAGGGAUUCUCCCCUGAAGGAACAUCUCUUACUGAAAAGGAAAUAAAGGACAUCCUAGCCGAUGGUGACAAAAAGGGAGAUGGAAAAAUUAGUCUUGAUGAGUUCAUAACCAUGGUGUCUGAAUCCUAAGUCACUGAAGCUCUGUUGUUAUUUGUGCACAGCGUUCACCUUCCUUAAAAGCCAAAUUAUGUAUUGCUCCUGUUUUAUACUCCACCUCUGGUCCCUGCCUUCGGGAACAAAUCAUAACAAAAUACAAUAAAGGGCAAAAACACCUCAGAAACUGGAA
Pseudophryne corroboree (corroboree frog) is the source of this 1309-nucleotide messenger RNA. RefSeq names its product parvalbumin alpha-like. Gene Ontology annotation, molecular function: calcium ion binding. The record is from RefSeq and is a predicted model, not a curated record. The coding region runs from base 706 to 1152 and encodes 148 amino acids. Lineage: Eukaryota; Metazoa; Chordata; Amphibia; Anura; Myobatrachidae. Gene Ontology annotation, cellular component: cytoplasm. The transcript has 6 exons.